Messenger RNA from Thermochaetoides thermophila DSM 1495, 2601 nucleotides. RefSeq lists its product as uncharacterized. The record is from RefSeq and is a predicted model, not a curated record. NCBI's taxonomy places the organism in Eukaryota, Fungi, Ascomycota, Sordariomycetes, Sordariales, Chaetomiaceae. The transcript is spliced from 8 exons. Gene Ontology annotation, cellular component: cytoplasm; Ino80 complex; mitotic spindle. Bases 1 to 2601 code for a protein of 866 amino acids. Gene Ontology annotation, biological process: attachment of spindle microtubules to kinetochore; regulation of DNA-templated transcription.
AUGGAGAGCCCUCACGAGCAUCAGCAGAACUUGCUGCUGUCGCGUAUCAUCACGAAUGUGGAGAAGCUCAACGAGGCCAUCAUGGUGAUGAACAAGACCCUUCAAGAAAUCAACAUCCAGAACAUGAACAUUGAACUUGUGGCCCAGAUGUUUAAGAACUAUCAAUCCAACGUCUUGUUCCAUCUGGAGGAAUACCAGCCCAAACCAAACCCUCCCUCGAGUUUGAUCGCAUCGACACCCACCACAUCCCCAUCAUCAUCAUCAUCAUCAUCAUCAUCAUCAUCAUCGACGAUGGCGCCCUCUGCUGUGGCCGAGCCGCCGCCAAUCCCUCAAAGGGACGAGCCCUGGAAGCGACUGCCGCCGCCGACAGUGUAUCCCGUCAAGGAGGCCCGAUUCGAGAAAUACAUUCCCCCACAGCUAGACGGCCGAGAGCGCGCCCUUGCACAGCCGCCAGGCCAGGUCGCCAUCGUCAUCGACAAUGGCUCCCACUCGGUCCGCGCGGGCUGGAACUUCGAGGACAAGCCGCGACUGGCCAUCCCCCCCAUCAUGUCCAAGUACCGCGACCGUAAAAUGGGCAAGACCUUCUCGUUCGCUGGUUCCGACUGCUACGCCGAUACUACCGCCCGCAGCCAUAUUCGCAAUGCCUUCGAGGCUGGUACUGGAAUCGUCAGCAACUGGGACGUCAUGGAGCACGUCCUAGACUAUGUCUUCGUGAAACUGGGCAUGAACGAGUGCGACGGGGCCAUCGAUAUGCCCAUCGUCAUGACCGAGGCUGUUGCGAACUUGCCAUACUCGAGGAAAUCCAUGAGCGAAAUCAUCUUCGAGUGCUAUGGCGCGCCGAGCCUAGUCUACGGCAUCGACUCUCUCUUCUCCUUCCGCCACAACCAGGGUCAGACCGGCCUGGUCGUCUCCUCCUCCUACAGUGCGACACACGUCAUCCCCGUCUACAACCGCAAGGCCCUCCUCUCACAAGCCAUUCGCCUCAACUGGGGCGGCUGGCACAUGGCUGAGUACAUGCUAAAGCUGCUCAAGCUCAAAUACUACACCGGCUUCCCCGGCAAGCUUAACUCCUCGCAAACCGAGCAUAUGGUGCGCGACUUCUGUUACGUCUCGCUCGACUACGACCGCGAGCUGGCCGGCUACCUGGACUGGACCGGCCUGGAAGACCGCGAACGCAUCGUGCAGUACCCCUACACGGAAGAAGUGGUUGUACAAAAGACGGAGGAAGAAUUGGCGCGCAUCGCCGAGCGCAAGAAAGAAUCCGGACGUCGCUUGCAAGAACAAGCAGCCAAGAUGCGUCUUGAGCGCCUCAUGAAAAAGGAGCAAGAGCUCGAGUAUUACAAAGACAUUCAGCGGCGCAUGCAAGGCGAAAGCAAAAAGGAAAUCAAGCGUCUCCUCGACGAAGCCGAGCUCAAAGACGAAGCCGCCCUAGAGCGUGUCAUCCGCGACCUAGAGCGCUCCAUCAAGCGCGCGCGCCAAAAAGACCUCGGCGAGCCGGAGGAGGAAGAAGUCCCCGACUUCAGCCUACUCGACGUCCCCGACGACCAGCUCGACGAGGCCGGCCUGCGCCAAAAGCGCCAGCAGCGCCUCCUCAAAUCAAACUGGGAAGCCCGGCAGCGCGCCAAAGCCGAAAAGGAAGCCGAAAAGGCCCGUCUAGCCGAAGAAGCCCGCCUGGACGAGGAACGCCGCAAGAACGACCUGGAAGGUUGGCUGGAAGAAAAGCGCCAGCUGCGCCUCGCCAAACUGAACCAGCUCAAGGAGCGCGAACGCUUGAAGGCCGACCUCGGCAACCGCAAAUCCCUCGCCUCCCAAAUCCGCAUGAAGAACAUCGCCAACCUCGCCUCGGACAACCCGACCGGCUCGGGAAGCCGCAAACGUCGGCGAGGCGGCGCCGGCGCAGACCAAGACGACGACUUUGGCGCCGACGAUGCCGACUGGGGCGUAUAUCGCUCCGUCGCCAUCGGCGCCAACAAAGGCGACGACAGCGACGACGAGGAAGGCGAAGAAGACCUGGAAGCCGCCAUUCGCUCGCUCGAGAACGAUCUCUUGCGCUAUGACAAGACCUUCAGCUACGACAUGACGCUCGACGCGCAGCGCGACUGGUCCAAGUCCUUGCUGCAUGCCUUCCGCUAUGGGCCACGGCCGUUCGACCCAUCCUCGCAGGCGGAGACGCACCGGGUGCAUCUGAACGUGGAGCGGAUUCGCGUGCCAGAGGUGUUAUUCCAGCCGGCGGCGAUUGCCGGCGUAGAUCAGGCCGGGCUGGUCGAGAUCGCGGGGGAUAUUUUGUGCCAGCGGUUACCUUCCCUCCCUGGCAUCCAAGAUGCGCCGGACGCCUUCCUGCGGGAUGUUUUCCUCACGGGGGGGAAUACCCUGUUCCAAAACUUUGAUGAGCGCUUGCGACAGGGGCUGAUGGCGCUUUUGCCUGUGGGGGCGCCGUUGCGGGUGAGGAGGGCGCAGGACGCGAUCCUGGAUGCGUGGAGGGGCGCGGCGGGCUGGGCGUGUACGGAGGAGGCAAAAGCGGCGUGGAUUACGAGGGAGGAGUAUCUGGAGAAGGGAGGGGAGUAUAUCAAGGAGCACGACCUAGGGAACGCCUUCGCUUGA